CCGGGCAAGGGAACGCGACCAAGUGAGAGCGGCGUGCCGACUUCCGCUUUCUCCCCCGAGCUGCGAGCGCCGCACUCAGCCCUCCUGCCCCUCCAGAGGGGAAGAGAAGAUCCGCGACUCCCAGUAAAGCCGCAGCGCAGCGAGCGAGCGUGUACCGAGUGUACGUUAGCGGCGUUGUCGCUCUGCUUCAGACGUGCGUGCGGGCGUUUCUGAUUCGCUGCUAACUAGCUAGCUAGCACUGGAGCCGGCUCAGAGGGGGGACGCCUGACCAGGCAGCGAAAAGCUCGCUCAAGUUCGCUUGGAGAGCGUGAUCCCCCGUGCGCGCUCGACAUGGCAGAGGAAGCUGCCGAGACUCCUCAGCUCGGGAGGCGAGACGAGGAGCAGCACCUCGUCGACACCCCGGACGCCAAGCCGGACCGCACCGGCAGACUCCUUCUGUUCGGCAGCAAGAAGAAUAAGGAUGGCCAAACGCGGGAGCAGGACUACUCUUCUGAAAGCCAUUACAGAAUUGUUUCACCAACAUUCCAGUAUAAGAUGAGCCACCGGCGAGUGGGCAAGUGCAUCAUCAUCAACAACAAAAACUUUGAUGAAAAGACAGGGAUGAAUGUACGCAACGGCACCGAUAGAGACGCAGGCGAGUUGUUCAAGUGCUUCAAGAGCCUGGGCUUCGACGUCUGCAUCUAUAAUGACCAGACAUGUGAGAAAAUGGAGCGUCUUCUGAAGGAGGCCUCGGAGGAAGACCACAGUGACAGCUCGUGUUUUGCCUGUAUCCUGCUGAGCCACGGUGAGGAGGGCAUGAUCUACGGCACAGAUGGAGCCAUGCCCAUCAAGACCAUGACCUCCCUCUUCAGGGGUGACAUGUGCAAGAGCUUGGUUGGCAAGCCCAAACUCUUCUUUAUCCAGGCUUGUCGGGGUUCAGAGUUUGAUGAUGGUAUACAGACAGAUUCAGGACCGCCGAAUGACACCCUUGAGACGGAUGCUAAUCCGAGACACAAGAUUCCCGUAGAGGCAGAUUUCCUUUUUGCCUAUUCAACUGUGCCAGGGUACUACUCAUGGAGGAAUCCCGGCCGCGGCUCCUGGUUCGUCCAGGCACUCUGCAACGUCCUCAACGAGUUUGGAAAGCAGCUGGAGAUCAUGCAGAUCCUCACAAGAGUCAACUACAUGGUGGCCACAAGCUUUGAGUCUUGGUCCGAAGACCCCCGCUUCAGCGAGAAGAAGCAGAUCCCCUGCGUGGUCUCCAUGCUGACGAAAGAACUGUAUUUCAACUGACCAUUGAUCUGACUGACUGCGACGCUGACUGACUGACUGCACAACUGACUGACUAGACCGACCAUUUCAGGUUCCGACUUAAGUAGUCAAAACAUUCAGGGAUGAUCCAGGCCUAGCGCGACACUGCACCUUUUGGGCAUGUAUGCCAUUUUGCACGUCUAACUGGGCCCAAAACAAGCUCUCCGCAAGGAAAAAAUAUUUACAGUGGCACUCCACGUUCAUGUGUUGAUGGUGAUACUUGCCUCUUCUUCAGUUAUUCCUCAGAACAAUGACGUCACAUUUGAUCUGAUCUUUGUCGACAGGCAAUGUGAAAUAUCCAUGUUAUUCUACCAACCCGGAAAACUUGCUGCCUUUUUUUUGUGGGUUUGGGGAAUCAUAUCUGAAUACGUCUGUUUCUAUUUUCCAGCACUGACAGUACAUCUUAAUAGAAAUUGUAACGAGUAGACUCAUUUCUUAAGGGCUAAGCCAGGCUCUUAGUGCAUCCGUGGCAUGGCUAACCACAGUGAUGCUCAUUUUGUUCUCUGAGAGAAAUUCCUCCGGAAACAAAUUCAGAUUAUCUAGUAAAAGAACAUUUGUCUACAAUGUACUUCACCUUAGCUAUUAUGUGACUAAUAUUCAGUCACUUUUAUACUGUAAAACAAAAAUGGAAGCCAGGUGGCAGCACACUGCUAACGUUGUAAGAGCACUGAGAAUGACUGCUGUCCCUAGAAGUCACUAAAUUGAUUUGUGCGACUUAAUUUUGCAAAUAGCCAUUCGUAAUGGCUUUUUUUUUUUUUUUAGAUUCACUAGUCAUAUAAAGCACUUUCCCUAGGAAGACUAGAUGGAGAAUGACCAUAAGCCCUGUUGAAUGCAUUAUAGGAAAUAAAUAAAAGCAGCAAAAUCAAUGUUUAAACAUUGUUUAACUGUCAUUGGUCAAUAAACAGCAGCAACAACAACAAAAAAUAACCAAAAUAUACUGAAGUGAAAUCAACAUCAGAGAUGCUUUGCUUCAAGCAGAAACUGCAGGAGCUACUUAAGAUGUUGUAAGUUCCUCCUCUUGAUGGUGUUCCUUGGUGGCAGGGUGGUCAGAGCAUUCGCAUUGCGGUGAACACUUCUGCAUCUUCAGCAAGUAUCUCAGGGUCACAGGCAUUUCGCCCCUUAGCCUGUACGCCUCGCCUGAGUGGGGCAGCAAAGACCAAAUUAGCCUUCACCUGCAGAAGGGUUCCAACUGCGGGCUCUCAUCAACCACAACCAUUUUGAGCUGGUCUCAGCUGCCAUGGCUAUCUCCCCAGUGGCUUGCCUCGGUUGUCUGGGUUCCAAACCCAUCUUCUGUAGGAAGCAGCGCACUGAUGUUGCUGGGAAACCACAGCUGCCGACUUCGAUGGGAAACAAGGUUGUAUACCAUCCUUUGAUGAGUGCCUCAUCGAUCAAAUCCUGGUACUUGGCUUUCUUCUGUUGCUGAGAGAUUGCUAGUCUGUCCUCCCAGGGCACUGCGAGUUCGGCUACUAAGAUAGUUUUUGUGCUCCUGGAUAGAAGAACCAUGUCUGUUUGGAGUGAGGUUUACUGCCACCUCUUCCGGAAAGACAAGUCUCUUCUUCGGGUCCACUUGCAUCUCCCAGUCGGAAGCCUGGUGCAAAGUGGAGUUCAAGUAUCUCGGGUCUUGUUCACGAGUGAGGGUAGGAUGGAGCGGGAGAUUGACAGGCAGAUAACAGGAGUAGAACCGCUUCUCCUUCGCGUCAAAAGGAGCCAGUUGAGGUGGUUCGGGCAUCUGAUUAGGAUGCCUUCCUUUGGAGGUUUUCCGGGCAUGUCCAACUGGGAGGAGGGGUAGACCCAGAACUCGCUGGAGGGACUGCAUGUCCAAUGUGGCCUGGGAACACCUUGGGAUCCCCCAGAAGGAGCUGGAGGGUGUUGCUGGGGAGAGGGACGUCUGGAGUGCCCUACUUAGCUUGCUGCCACCACGACCCAACCUCGGAGAAGCGGCUGAAGAUGAAUGAAUGAAUGAAUUAUCUUACAUGUCACUAUGCUCAGACCCUAGGUUUAACAUGUCAUUUCUCCUAGCUGGUAAUGUUUUAGUAGCAGCAACCCACCAGUGGGUUAUAUGUAUUGUGAUAGAACUUUAUUAAUGGCUAGGAAGCAAUGAUCACUUGCUGUGUAACAAAUAGUGAAACGAGACUUUGGUCAUCAGCAUAGAGAAUAUUCCACCCAUAUAAAGAGAGUCUUGAAAUUUGCCAGUUCUCUCAAAGUUUUUACAUUAAUCGUGUGCACUGAAGAUUUCAAGGCUGGUACUGGAAACUUGCUUGUCAUUCAAGCUUUAACAAGUGAACUUGUUUGGUGUAUUUUCAUUUCAUAAAAGUAAUGGACUUGUCCUCUUGUUAAUGGUUGGGGUCCAACAUAUCAGUCAUGCUAUUUCCCUUACCAAACAUUAGAUUUAGGCAUUUCCUUAAACGUGCACCAAAGAACUUUACCAAAGAUAGUGAACAUGGCAUGCCUAAACAGAAAUGUGGGGAAUGUCAUUUGAUGGGUAAACUGGAUUGUGGCUCGAGCACAAAAACAGCCACACUGUUUUACUGUAUAUCAGCGUGGUGAACUUAGUCGCAACAUCACUACCGCAAAAGUUACCAGCAAUCUCUUCACAUUACGUAACGCUGUUCUGAAAAGAAAAAAAGUUUUGCCUUGAUAAUCAGAAUGAGUUUUUUUUUUAAGAUGAGAUUUCCAAAAAAAAAAAAAAGUGAAAAAAAAAUCAACCAAACAUUUUUAGGAAAUUAUUUUUAUAUUUGAUUUGUUCCUGUUUUGGCACAGUGUGGACAUUGACUAACAAAUUUGUUUUAAGAAUAUAUUGCCGGUCAGGGGUGCAGCCGGUGAUUCUGGGGCUCCCUGACCAAAUGUGAUGCUGGGCCCCCCCCAACUGUGAGACAUAAAACCCUGUACUCUUUUCCACGAUUCUUAUCUUAGGGCCCUUCUGGCUUUGGGUCCCAUGAGAGCACUCCUCCCCUGACCUACGUACUUCCUGGAGUCACUAUUACCGGAUUUCCAAGUAACCCCAAACUUUUUUUUCCUUCUUUUUUUAUUGAACAAACUGUUUAUCGUCGCUGUGCUAUUUGAGCAGAGAAAAAUCCUAAAAGCUUGGUAUUCAGAUGGUAGACGUUUGUUGCGUGUAACGCCAAAAGCACAGUUUGUUUCUGCAGACACACCUUGUAUUCGUCGCAAAGUCAGAACUUUUCUGUCCGUCAAUAACAGAGGCAGCUAUGACUGGUGGUGAUGAGUCUAAACCAUUCACAAUCCACAUGUCCGACAUGCACGCUCCCCAAUGUUGCCGCAGAGUUUCCACAUUGACCCACGCAAACGGCACGUGUCAGUCAUUUUGGGGGCCAACGUUCGGUGAAAAGCUUGAAGUUCUUUUUUUUGAUAUUUUUUUUUUCAGUCUUUGUAUUUUUUGCAUCAGUCAUAUUUUUUUUUUAAAACCUUUUAUCACUAUUGCACAAUAUUUCUACAUGCCAGGAAAAAGCUUCCAGUAGUCCGGCUUAAGGAAGAGACUUUACCCAUUUUACACACACUUGUACCUGUCCAACACAGACACGCACACUCUUGAAUCCUCUCGACACAUGGAUCAGUGAUCGGUGAUGUGGUGCCCAACCUGUGCUGAAUGAAAGGAGUUUUUUGCUCCACUUGUUUUGGAAUGGAAUUUAACGGUGGGGGUGGGGGGGGUUCUUCUUAGGGGUACAUUUUAAAAUGCUUUACGGUGUUAAAUGCUAUUGUCCUUACAAUUAUAUUUGAAAAGAUUUGGAUAAAUGAAUGGGUGCAAUAAAUAUAAAUUGUAACUUUGCCCCAUUUUUUUUUUUCAAUCUGGGGCAACAAUGUUUAAAAAAAAAAUACUUCAAAUCAGAGGAAUGCUCAUGUAAUUUAUUAUUUUAUUGUAUUA
Messenger RNA from Lampris incognitus (smalleye Pacific opah), 5167 nucleotides. It is a transcript of the gene casp7, whose product is annotated as caspase 7, apoptosis-related cysteine peptidase. The transcript has 7 exons. NCBI's taxonomy places the organism in Eukaryota, Metazoa, Chordata, Actinopteri, Lampriformes, Lampridae. The record is from RefSeq and is a predicted model, not a curated record. Gene Ontology annotation, biological process: proteolysis; apoptotic process. Gene Ontology annotation, cellular component: cytoplasm. Bases 331 to 1269 code for a protein of 312 amino acids.